Molecule: messenger RNA, 2123 nt
Organism: Cololabis saira (Pacific saury)
Lineage: Eukaryota; Metazoa; Chordata; Actinopteri; Beloniformes; Belonidae
Product: protein disulfide-isomerase TMX3-like
Exons: 16
Coding region: 7-1290 (427 amino acids)
Biological process (GO): peptidyl-cysteine oxidation
Cellular component (GO): endoplasmic reticulum
Molecular function (GO): protein disulfide isomerase activity
Source: RefSeq, a predicted model, not a curated record
GUCAACAUGGCAGGCAGGAGGAACCCAGCUCUGCUCUCAGCGCUGCUCUUCAUGGCGGUGCUGUCAGCGUCAGCAUUUGUGGAGGAGCUUGAUGAUUCCUUCAUGGCGUCAAAGGGAUCAGGCGAGAUCUGGCUCAUUGAGUUUUACGCCCCCUGGUGUUUAUUCUGUAAGAAGCUGGAUCCUGUCUGGCACCAGAUCGGGUCAGAACUGACCAGUAGCGGUUCUAUGGUCAACGUCGGAAAAUCGGACGCCACCGUGAACACCGGUUUGGCCAAAGAGUUCAGGGUCAGAACUUACCCAGCCAUCCUCAUGUUGAAGAACAACGUUAAAUACAAUUACGCUGGACCCAGAACCAAAGAUGGCAUCAUGGACUUCGCUGACAGAGUUUCAGGGCCGCUGGUUCGAGUCCUGAGCAGUCUCCAGCUGUUCCAGCACGCCAUGAGACGCCAUGACAUCAUGUUUGUUUAUGUGGGAGGGACUUCAGAGCUCAAGGGAAACUUCACAUCAGUAGCCGAGGAGCUCAUUGUCCAACUCUACUUCUUCUCAGCCACCAGAGAUGUGCUGCCCAAGGGCGUGUCUCUGGCCUCUCUGCCGGCUGUCAUGGUUUUCAAAGAUGGGACAUACUUCACUUAUAAUGAGGAACAGGACGGUGACCUGAAUUCCUGGAUCAAGAGAGAACAAUUUCCAAAUUUCUUCGAGAUUGACAGCUACACGCUAUAUGCCAUGGGAGACUCAGGUAAACUGGUGUUGUUGGCUCUGCUGGACGUGAGGCGACUGUGCGAUAAAAGCCUGAGGUAUAAGAGCUUGGUGGAGAAGGUAGCUCUAGACCACAAAGACACCUACAGCAGGAGCUUCCACUUUGGCUUCAUGCGAGGUGGAGAUUACGUCAAUGGUCUAGUGAUGGGCGAGGUCAGUGUCCCCUCUGUCAUUGUGGUCAAUCUGUCCAACGAUGGCUUCUUCGUGCCAACUGGCGCUGUGGAGACAGAGCGCCACCUGCUGGACUUCCUGGAUGGGGUCCUGGAUGGCAGCAUCCAGUUUCAGGGAGGAAAUGGAGUUGUUCAGCGUGCCAAACGUAUCGUUUAUGAGACCAGAAUGACUUUGACACCCUUGUUCACAGCGGCACCAUGGCUCGGGGGUUUCCUUGUUGUCUUCCCACUCACCGCCGUCGCUUUCUUCGGUUACCUCUUCUUCAAGAAGACCCCGACCACAGUAGAUGAUGAGGACCAAGUGGCGCUGUUAGGACCGUCCCUGCAGCAAAAUGACAAGAAAAAAGACAAGAAGAAGGACUGAUAUGGAGGGAUGGGACAAGGACUGGUGGCAGAGACUGGGACAAGGACUCGUGAAGCAAACACCGGGAUGAGGACUGAUGGUGAAGACCAGGACUAGGAUUGAUGUCUAUGACCAGGACAAGGGCCAUUAGCGAAGACCAGGAUGAGGACUGAUGGUGAAGACUGGGACGAGCACCGGUCUGGUCCAACAAUAAAGAAUUUGUUAUGUCUGGUCUUUUGUUGCAUUGGUCAGAAAAUAAAUAAUAAACAAAUCACAUCUUCUGUUCUGCUGCUUCACUGGGUGAAUAUUCCUGCUGGGACAGAUUCAAAGGGUACAUACAUUAGUCAUGUCUGGACAUAGAAAAAAAAAAAAAAAAAUGCAUGGCAACCAGGCAGAUAAAAGAUAUUUAACUAGACAACUGUUCAAAAAAUAAACUGCAUUGAGAUAUAAAGUGCCACAAGGGUGGUUUGCAGCAGCCGGCAUGUACACUCUGUGUGCAGCUUAGUAAUAUGGUUUGUCAUGAGCUGAGUGACCAUGUUAGCUGUUGGAGAUAAAACUGCAGCAGUCUGUUAGUGCAGGUUUUGAUUGACCUGUAACGCUUGAAGAGUUCAUCACUGUGGUGAAAGGUGUCCUUGAUGAUGUGUUUUGCUCCGCUGUGGUCAUGGAUGUUGAUAAUGUUCUCAAGUGAGGGAAGGGGGGAGCCCAUAACGUUUUGGGCAGUUUUUAAAACCCUUACUAGAGCCCUCUUGUGUGCUGCUGUACAGCAUGCAAGGUAUUGAAACAAGACAAGUGAGCGUGAUAGUACUGAAUGUUAAAGAGACCUGUGAUAGAUGUUGAGCUUUUUUUAGCAUUUA